Messenger RNA from Osmerus eperlanus (European smelt), 3545 nucleotides. RefSeq names its product ribosomal protein S6 kinase a, like (gene rps6kal). Gene Ontology annotation, molecular function: protein serine/threonine kinase activity; ATP binding; magnesium ion binding. The record is from RefSeq and is a predicted model, not a curated record. Bases 221 to 2449 code for a protein of 742 amino acids. NCBI's taxonomy places the organism in Eukaryota, Metazoa, Chordata, Actinopteri, Osmeriformes, Osmeridae. Gene Ontology annotation, biological process: intracellular signal transduction; peptidyl-serine phosphorylation. The transcript has 22 exons.
UGCUCAGGCACCACAGUAGCCGCCAUAUUCGCAUCUAUGGCAGGAUAGCGGUGGUCGGCGAGCGUAUGUGGUCCUGUCAAACCGACUAUCGCGACACCGGACCUCAAUCAUAACCAGGCAGUAGCCCUCCGUUCACCCGUCUUCAGCUAGCAUCUGCUCGGAAAGGCGUACGAUCCAGGCUUGCAACCGGGAGACAUGCAUCGUGGAGCGGUGGUUUAAGAUGACUACGAUGCCUUUCUCCCAGCCACAAGAAUCCUGGCACAAGAUGGAGGUGAAUAGCGUUAGUAGUGAGAUCAAUGGGCAUCAGAUCAUGGACGAAGCCAUGGAGGAGGGAGAAUCUUUCACACACUGUGACGAGGGGGAGUACAAGGAGAUUCCUAUCACCCACCAUGUGAAGGAGGGCUGUGAGAAGGCUGAUCCUGCCCAGUUUGAGCUGCUCAAGGUUCUGGGGCAGGGCUCCUUCGGCAAGGUGUUUUUGGUCCGAAAGAUCAUGGGUCCAGAUGCUGGCCAGUUAUAUGCAAUGAAAGUUUUGAAGAAGGCAUCUUUGAAAGUGAGGGACAGAGUCCGCACUAAAAUGGAGAGGGACAUUUUAGUGGAGGUCAACCAUCCGUUCAUAGUGAAGUUGCACUACGCCUUUCAGACAGAAGGGAAGCUCUAUUUAAUACUGGACUUUCUCAGGGGAGGAGACGUCUUCACUCGAUUAUCCAAAGAGGUUAUGUUUACAGAGGAGGAUGUGAAAUUCUACCUUGCAGAGCUGGCCCUGGCCCUUGACCAUCUGCACAGUCUGGGCAUAGUUUACAGAGACCUCAAACCUGAGAACAUAUUGCUUGAUGAAGCUGGACAUAUCAAGUUAACAGACUUUGGUUUGAGUAAAGAGUCAGUAGAUACUGAUAAGAAGGCCUAUUCCUUCUGUGGUACUGUGGAGUAUAUGGCCCCUGAGGUGGUCAACAGGAGAGGGCACACACAGAGCGCUGACUGGUGGUCCCUGGGAGUACUCAUGUUUGAGAUGCUGACAGGAACGUUACCGUUCCAGGGGAAAGACCGCAACGAGACCAUGAACAUGAUCCUCAAAGCGAAGUUAGGCAUGCCACAGUUCUUGAGUCUAGAAGCCCAGAGUCUGUUGAGAAUGCUGUUCAAACGGAACCCUGCCAACAGACUAGGGGCAGGGGCUGACGGCGUAGAAGAGAUCAAGCGCCACUCAUUCUUCUCCACUAUCGACUGGAACCAACUGUACAGGAGGGAGCUUCAGCCUCCGUUUAAACCUGCUGCAGGGAAACCAGAUGACACCUUCUGCUUCGACCCCGAGUUUACAGCUAAAACCCCUAAAGACUCCCCAGGUAUCCCCCCCAGCGCCAACGCCCACCAGCUCUUUAAAGGCUUCAGCUUUGUAGCUCCUGCAUCGCUGGACGAGACCAAGAGUUCCCCACUCCUCAGCAUACUACCUAUAGUACAGAUGCACAGCAGUGCGGCCCAGUUCUCUGACCUGUAUGACCUCCAUGAGGACAUUGGGGUGGGCUCCUACUCCAUCUGCAAACGCUGCGUCCACAGGGUGUCCACCGUGGACUACGCUGUCAAGAUUAUAGACAAGAGUAAGAGGGACCCCUCGGAAGAGAUUGAGAUUUUGAUGAGAUACGGCCAGCACCCCAACAUUAUUACUCUCAAAGACGUGUAUGACGAGGGCAGGUACGUGUAUGUGGUGACAGAGCUGAUGAAGGGAGGAGAGCUGCUGGAUAAGAUCCUCAGACAGAAGUUCUUUUCCGAGAGAGAGGCCAGCGCUGUCCUCUACACCAUCACCAAGACUGUAGACUACCUCCACUGCCAAGGGGUAGUGCACAGGGACUUGAAGCCCAGUAACAUCCUGUACAUGGACGACUCUGGGAACCCAGACUCCAUCAGGAUCUGUGACUUCGGCUUCGCCAAGCAGCUCCGGGGGGGUAACGGCCUCCUGCUCACCCCCUGCUACACGGCCAACUUCGUGGCCCCCGAGGUACUAAUGCGGCAAGGCUAUGAUGCUGCCUGUGAUAUCUGGAGCCUGGGAGUUCUUCUCUACACUAUGCUGGCAGGAUACACGCCAUUCGCUAACGGACCCAACGACACACCUGAGGAGAUUCUUCUCAGGAUAGGUUCCGGAAAGUUCUCCCUGAGCGGAGGCAACUGGGACACAGUUUCUGACACCUCCAAGGACCUGCUGUCACACAUGCUGCAUGUGGACCCCCACCAGCGCUACACUGCUGAGCAGGUUGUGAAGCAUGCCUGGAUCACCUGCAGGGACACGCUGCCUCACUUCCAACUCACCCGGCACGACGCUCCACACCUCGUCAAGGGAGCGAUGGCAGCCACCUACUCUGCGUUGAGCCACAAGACAUGUCAGCCUGUUCUGGAGCCCGUGGCAGCCUCCAGUCUGGCCCAGAGACGCAGCAUGAAGAAGCUAACCUCCACGGACAUGUAGACACACCAUAUACACACGCCCCCAACUCACCCCUUACACUGGCUCCCACCCACACACAGGCCCAGGCCAGGCCAGUUGACACUUGCUGUCCCUCCUUUUCUUUUAAUAUAUUUAUUUAGAGUUAGUGACCCCCCCACACACACACAAACACACGCACGCACACACAUACACAACCUCUACAAGGCUGGAUCACACGGAUGCAAGCCUCGGAGUAAGAGGAAAACCUGCAUAUCUUCUACUGCUGGAGAGACGGAUGGAUUUAUUUUCACUGCUUUGUCGUAUGCACUCUCUCACCUUUGUCUCCUCUCUCACUCUCACCGUUCUCUCCUCUCUCACCGUUCUCUCCUCUCUCACUCUCCUCUCACUCUCCUCACUCUCCUCUUUCCCCUGUCUCUCUCUCUCUCUCUCUCUCUCUCUCUCUCUGAGGAGGAGGAGAUAAAGCACCAGCUGAUGUUCUUCUUCACUGUGAUUGGCUGAUUCCAAGUUGCUUCAGUAAACUGUGCCCCGCCCACCGCUCCUCAUCUCCUUCCCCCCCUGUCUCACAUGCGCUCUCCUUCUCUCUCACUGUCUCUAACACAUCUGACAACGUCCGUUAUUUAUGUAACCCCCUCCCCCCCUCAUGCAUAUGAAAAUCCAGAUGCACGCACUCCCCCUGUCUCUCUAUCUGGAGGUCUCUCUGACUCCCUCACUCCCCCUGUCUCUCUAUCUGGAGGUCUCUCUGACUCCCUCACUCCCCCUGUCUCUCUAUCUGGAGGUCUCUCUGACUCCCUCACUCCCCCUGUCUGUCUCUCUAUCUGGAGGUCUGUCUGACUCCCUCACUGUGUGAUAACUAUGUAUCAAGGAGAAAACAAUGCUGCAGAUAACAUUUAGAAGAAAAAAAAAGUGAACUGUCAAAGUUGAAUGAAUGUGACGAUGAGGGGGUUUCCUCUCCUCGGUCAGACCAGAGAAGCUGAAUGACAAAAGAUCAUUUCCAUGAAUCUCUUCUAAGACAUUGUGGAAAUUGUACCAUAUUGUAUUUAUUUCAUUUAAUUUUUUAAAUUCUAUUUUUCUUUCAAGUUCUGUAUAUAUUGACAUUAAAGAUCAUUAUUGACAUGCA